Messenger RNA from Fusarium odoratissimum NRRL 54006, 537 nucleotides. RefSeq lists its product as uncharacterized. NCBI's taxonomy places the organism in Eukaryota, Fungi, Ascomycota, Sordariomycetes, Hypocreales, Nectriaceae. The coding region runs from base 1 to 537 and encodes 178 amino acids. The transcript is spliced from 2 exons. The record is from RefSeq and is a predicted model, not a curated record.
AUGGAUGCGAUACCUUAUUUCGAGUGGCCCGAAGUUCCUGAGCCAACCCAACAAGCACGCACGCCAGUCUGCAAACAUUGGUCUUUCCUCGCUUUGCAUGGGCAUCGGAUAUGUCAAGGUUUUCGGGCUUGGUGGAACGUCGAAACCAUCAGUUCUACUCUAACGCCUCUGGUAGACCCGGCCUUUCUUUGUCGGAAUCUGUUUGCUACAGUCUUUCUAGAAUCCCAUUGCCAAGCUUUCCUAAUGGUCUCCAUGAGCCCUACGCGAACCACCAACAAAUGCCAAGCCUUUUUUGACCUCUAUUCCGCUAUUGUGAACAAAGGGCGGCGGUUGGUCAGGUGCCAGUACUUUACACAGAAUCCUUUCUGUUGGAACCAAAGCUUUCUCUCUGACAGCAUAUUUGAGCCGUCCUUGUUUGAAGGACCAUCAAGGUGGACAGUGUUCUAUUCUUCUUGGCCGUGUCCAAGCCUCUGGAAGCACCGGCUCAAGCGCUUACUGUUGACUCAUGUUUGGGCCUUGAGAAAUUCCCCAGUUUGA